AUGUUUUUUCAUGCGACACGGCGAUUAUAUUUCGCGGGCACUGCGGUGUGGCGGGUAGGGCAACAGCAGCCGCCACCGACGUCGGCGCCACGCGUACAAAUCGCCGUCGUUGGCAGCGGCCCCAGCGGGUGUUAUGUCGCGCGUCUCCUGACGAAGAGGCGUGACGACAUUCACGUGGAUGUUUUUGAGCGAAUGCCCGUCCCGUUCGGUUUGUGCCGCUACGGCGUGGCCCCGGACCACCCGGAGGUGAAAAACGUCGAGCGGCAGUUUCUUGACAUGUUCAAAAGUGGCCGGGUGACGUGGAUCGGCAACGUCACUAUUGGCAAGGACAUUCCCGUGGAGACGCUUCUUGAGCACUACACGGCCGUGGUGGUUGCGACGGGCGCGGAGGCCAACCGCAAGCUUCACAUCCCCGGCGAGGAGCUCGGCGGUGUCAUCAGUGCCGGGGACUUUGUGCGGUACUACAACACAUACCCUUUCCCGUACGGCUCGCCACGGUUUUGCCCGUUUGACCUUGAGACCGCGCGCGAGGCGGUCAUCAUCGGCAAUGGCAAUGUAGCGAUGGACUGUGCACGUGUCAUGGCGGCGUCGUACAAAUAUUUCUGUGAGACCGAUAUGAACUGCGUGGCGAUCCGAGAGUUCAUGAAGAACCGUAUUCGCCGCAUCAACGUUGUGGCCCGCCGUGGUCACGUACACAGCGCCUUCACCAUUGCAGAGUUUCGAGAGCUGACAAGAUUUCACUCGGACACCGUGCGGGUUGUUGUUGACCCGUUUGACUUGCAAGAAGCCCUGCGUGUGCCUUCAGCAAACCCCCGCGCGAGGAAACGUCUUCUUGAACUUGUCUCCCGGUUUGUUUACACGAGUGGUGACGGCAUUGCUGCGGGGGGCAAUCUGCCCGAUGCACCACCAGCGCUGAAGCAGCAGCCAAAACACGCACGCGGUCCGUGCGUUGUUCAUAUGCGCUACCAUCUGAAGCCUUUGCGCUUUUUGCCGCAUCCUGAGCGCCGCAAUUACGUAGGAGCCGUCGAGUUUGAGCGCACGGACGUGGAUGCUGGGGAAAACGCGAAGAAUGCGACGACCGUCAGGCUCCCGUGUGACGUUGCGAUCACUUCGGUUGGUUAUUUCUCAGUGGACAUCCCCGGUGUUGCGUUUGAUCAUGCACGUGGCGUCAUUCCGCACCAGCAUGGUCGUGUGACGGGGCAGCCGCGACUGUACUGCGCGGGGUGGGUAAAGAAUGGACCGAAAGGCGUCAUAUUGCAGUCUCUCAUGGAUGCGCAGGAGACCGUGGCGUCGAUUUUUGAAGACCUGGACAAUAAAGUCCUUCCCACGGAUGAUGGGAUUAGCACGUCGGUCCCAUCAUCUUCCAGCAGCGAGCAGCAUGCCGAUAGCAGCAGUCACGUGAGUGGUGCGGAGAACAGGGGAUUUUUUGGUAAAUACGGUCUGAUUGAUUACUUUGUGGAGAAACGGCUAGAGCCCGUUUCUGUUGCGGGGCUGGAGCGCAUCCUACACGUUGAGGAGGAACGUGGGAUCGAUCUAGGCAAGCGUCUGGAAAAGAUUGACAAUGUGCGCGGGAUGCUCGAUGUGGCGCUCGGUGGUGCCGUUGGGAAGAAGGCAAACAAUGCCAUACGUGGCAUCACGAAUGAGAGACCGGACGCCCUGCUGUAUUUGAACGAGCUGCUGGAUGACACGACGGACAUGGCACCACUUGCACGGCAGCUAGCGAAGGAAGUGCCUCCUCUCAUGGCCGCGCAGCACCCGCCAGGAGAGCUGCAUCCAUCUCAGUUAUAA
Messenger RNA from Trypanosoma cruzi, 1788 nucleotides. Its product is annotated as adrenodoxin reductase, putative. The transcript has a single exon. Gene Ontology annotation, molecular function: oxidoreductase activity. The record is from RefSeq and is a predicted model, not a curated record. NCBI's taxonomy places the organism in Eukaryota, Euglenozoa, Kinetoplastea, Trypanosomatida, Trypanosomatidae. Bases 1 to 1788 code for a protein of 595 amino acids.